This is a messenger RNA of Phyllotreta striolata, 632 nucleotides long. The record is from the annotation of a GenBank genome assembly. Lineage: Eukaryota; Metazoa; Arthropoda; Insecta; Coleoptera; Chrysomelidae.
GAUAUCGCAUUUGUAUAUAAAAUAUAGGAGAGGUAUAUUAAAUAGGGUUCAAUUAACUGUGGAUUAUCCAUUCUUCUUUAAUUUGUUGUUUUAUUUGUCGCAUUAUUAUAGAUAUUUUCAGUUUAAUCCCAAGAUUAAAAUGUUGAAAAUAGUAGGAUUGUGUUUCUUGGUGGUAAUUAUGGCGUUGGGUGUACAGAGUAUGUACUUGGAGAAAUACGGAGGCCGUGAUUUUUACUUCUGCGCCGAUCAAAAAAAUCCUGGAAAAUUAGUAGCCCAUGAAACUAUAAAAAAACCAAAGGUAGAACUUAUAGACGUCCGCAUUCCAGAAUCCGGAGUUUUGGAAAAUAAAAUUAGCUGCAUCUUAGUCGUUGACAAUAAAGGCAGCGGAUGUGAUCCCUUGAUUGUAAGGGGUGGACUCGGUUCAGAGUUUGUUGAAAUUUCUGUCCCACGGGAUUCGCUACAUUUGGACGAUUAUGACUACAGUUUCUCGGUCUAUGUGACUGAAUAGGCCAUCAAUGGGGGCUCAUCUUCUUCAAUUAAAUAUUGAGUACAUCGAUGAAAUAUGAAAUAAUGAUGUAUGCAUAUUAGUUGAUAAAUGUGAAUAAAUUUAUAAACUUUUAUUUGGAUUCAUU